GAGUGGAUGCUGCAGCAGCUGCCAGGAAGACAAAACAAUAAUGGCGUCUAUUAGUCAGCUGAUGAACACUUUCUCUAGGAUUUCUCGACCCUCGGUGUACAGACACAAAGGAUGGAUAUCUCAUCCACAGAAUUUCAUAAAGCCAUGUGUCUCCUCUGUUCACUACUCUUCAGUUUUGGCUGAACUCCCAGAGACUCAUGAAAUGUUAAGAAAAACUUGUAGAGAUUUUGCUGAAGCAGAGUUACAGCCCAUGGCAGGAAAGUUUGAUAAGGAGGGUGUCUUCCCAAAGCAACAGGUAAAAACCAUGGGAGAAUUAGGUUUGAUGGCCUUAGUAGUACCAGAAGAGUAUGGUGGGACUGGUAUGGAUUAUUUGGCUUAUGCUAUUGCCAUGGAAGAAAUUAGCAGAGGUUGUGCAACUGCUGGGGUCAUAAUGAGUGUCAACAACUCUCUGUAUAUGGGUCCACUGCUAGGAUUUGGAAGUGACAAGCAAAAGGAAGAGUGGAUCACACCCUUUACAACAGGAGAACGCGUUGGAUGUUUUGCCCUUUCUGAACCCGGUAAUGGUAGUGAUGCAGGUGCUGCAUCAACUGUGGGUAAAGAAGAUGGUGAUAGUUUUAUCUUGAAUGGCACCAAGGCUUGGAUCACUAAUGGUUAUGAAUCUGAGGCAGCGAUUGUCUUUGCUACAACAGAUAAGGCUAAAAAGCACAAAGGAAUAUCUGCAUUUAUAGUCCCCAAACCCACAAAGGGCCUGUCCUUAGGAAAAAAAGAAGAUAAGCUUGGCAUUCGUGGAUCCUCAACAUGUAAUCUAAUUUUUGAGGACUGUGAAAUUCCACUAGCAAAUCUGCUGGGCUCACAUGGAAUGGGUUUCAAGAUUGCAAUGAUGACUUUAGAUUCUGGAAGAAUUGGAAUUGCUAGUCAAGCCAUUGGUAUAGCCCAGGCUGCCUUUGACUGUGCCAUAGAUUAUGCAGGAAAGAGAAUGGCUUUUAAUGCUCCCAUCCUGAAGCUUCAGCUUAUCCAGCAAAAGAUUGCUGACAUGGCAUUAAGAAUUGAAUCAUCUCGACUUCUUACCUAUAAGGCCGCUGUACUGAAAGAUGAAGGGAAACCAUACUCUAAGUAUGCUGCAAUGGCAAAAUUAGCUGCAUCAGAAACAGCCACUUUCUGUGGCCAUCAGGCUAUACAGAUCCUUGGAGGGAUGGGCUAUGUUAGUGACAUGCCAGCAGAGAGGCACUACAGGGACGCACGCAUCACUGAAAUAUACGAAGGCACUUCAGAAAUUCAACGUUUAGUCAUAGCAGCAAAUCUUAUUAAAGAAUACCAAGUGCUGUAAUUCAGUACGGUAUUAAUUUUGUCAAAUAUACUUCUCUUUGUACGAUACAAAAAAUAUAUAUACUGUAUAUAUUUUAGCAAAUUUUUUGUUUUUAACACAAGACGCUGUAUCCCACCAAGUCAGGGAUAUUCUGCAUAAUAUUUGAAAUGGAGAUGAAUGGUAUUUGAGACCUGACAAUCUGUUGGAGUGUGAGCAGGGUAAUAUUUAGUGAAGGGAUUCAGGGAAACUGGUUAUUUUUAUAUAGCCGGACUUGAGUCCUGGAAAUGGGAAGUACAAUGCCUGCACUCUAAAGGAGGGGUUUUGGGAUAUUAGCAGUUUGGAGGGAUAGGUUGUGUAUCUUUAUACGUAUAUGCUUCUAAACUUUUGUGUUCUGAGCACCUCUGCAAAAACAGUGAUUAUGUGUGAGUGAGGUGAAAGUGUUGAAUGAUGAUGAAAGUAUUUUCUUUUUGGGGAUUUUCUUUCUUUUUUGGGUCACCCUGCCUCGGUGGGCGAUGACCAACUUGUUGUAGGUAAGACACAUAUGCAACAGUUAGGUAUCUUUAUUCCUACACAGUAGGCUUCUUCAGUCGAGUACAGAAAAGUUGAUAGAAGCAGAAGAUACUUGAAGACGAUGUAAUCAGUCCAUCACCCUUAAAGUUUUGCUUCUAUCAACUUUUCUGUACUCGACUGAAGAAGCCUACUGUGUAGGCGAAACGUUUCGAAAUAAAGAUACCUAACUGUUGCAUAUGUGUCUUACCUACAACCUGUCGGUAUUUUAUACCAUUUUAAUGUUCGAUGACCAACUUGUUAAAAAAAAAAAAAUGUCUGAAAGAGGGGAAGGUAUAUAGGGAUUGGCAGAGAGCAUGUAUA
Molecule: messenger RNA, 2176 nt
Organism: Cherax quadricarinatus
Lineage: Eukaryota; Metazoa; Arthropoda; Malacostraca; Decapoda; Parastacidae
Product: short-chain specific acyl-CoA dehydrogenase, mitochondrial
Biological process (GO): butyrate catabolic process; fatty acid beta-oxidation using acyl-CoA dehydrogenase
Cellular component (GO): mitochondrion
Molecular function (GO): flavin adenine dinucleotide binding
Source: RefSeq, a predicted model, not a curated record